AUGCAUCCGCAGCUAGCCUCAACCGGUAUGGGUUUUGGCAUGAAUGUACUGGGUGGUGAAGCACCCCCUGCUAUUCCUGACGCGCUCUUCGAAUCUGCCACCGACUGUUUUGUAUGCGAGAAAAAGUUUCACGCCUUUCGACGCAAACAUCGCUGCCGGGCAUGUGGCAACGCAGUGUGUGGCAGCUGUGCUCGCACUCACAAGGUCAUGCCUAGCUCUACGAUUGUUCGCUUUCACAAUGAACCUGUACGCGUAUGCGAUGGAUGCGUUCGAGAUCAGAAUCAAUUGAUGUUAGAACGUCGACGUGCGGAAGAUGUUGAGCGCGCAAGGGCUCGACAAGCUGCCGCACAGGAAGAAGAAGAGCGGCAACGGGAAGCAGAGCGUUAUCAGAGAGAACGCGAUGUUGCAGAAGCUCAAGCUCGACGCGAACUACGAUUGCGAGCUCUUGAAGAAAAACACUUGGGUCCGCGACCAGAUCGGCGAACAUUGCAGUCGAGAUAUUCAAGAAGUCUAGAUGAUUGUGCAUGCCAUGGACCACCUCAGUCAUUAUACUCGAAGGAAUUAAGUUCAUUUAUUGAAGAUGCUGAGAAGCGAUCUGUCGCUUUGACAGCAAAGCCUUACGCGGCUGAUGGUCUUUUUGAUGAUAAAAUGGACUUGGAUGGCACAGAGACACUAAGGACCACGGUGGUACAGGAAGCAGAUGAAUGCGCUAUUUGUCUAGAGACGAUGGAUGUUGGUACUGCAAUUUACACAACAGCUUGUGGUCACAGUUUUCAUUGGAGCUGCUUGAAAGAAAUUCAAAAGUCGGACUCAAGCAAUUAUGACAAAUGUCCAUCCUGUCGUGCUACAAUGACUGAAAUGCAGGUCAAGAAACAAUGCGAUCACCCGCGAGUACGGUUUGGACACCGAUUUUGUCGAGAUUGCGGCGCUGCUGUUACUGAGGCCGACGCCAAGCCAAGAGGUGACGCGUUUGGAGGUACUGUUGGUACAAUUGGUAUGCGGAUGUCCACUCCUUCUGGACCUACAGAUCUCAAUCAUCCAGUUUCAUACAGAGCGAGCUCGCACGGUGCACUUGUGCGUUGCCCGCAAUGUCAUAUUCAGAUGCGUGUACUUCCUCACAUGUAUAACAUGCGAGUAGCAUGUCCAUCAGGUCAUAUGUUUCUGGUUCAAGUUGCUGGACCAGCGGGAAAUGGCGGUGCUAAUGGGGGAUACGGCUUUGGAGCGCAUGGUGGAUUGGCAGGUCCUCGAAUGCCUCCACGUGGUUUAAAUAGGGGCUACCCAGGAUCCCAUUACCGCCCCGCAAAUGCUUAUCCGGAGUUGUAA
This is a messenger RNA of Plasmopara halstedii, 1323 nucleotides long. RefSeq names its product and ph domain-containing protein 6-like. Bases 1 to 1323 code for a protein of 440 amino acids. Lineage: Eukaryota; Oomycota; Peronosporomycetes; Peronosporales; Peronosporaceae. Gene Ontology annotation, biological process: protein transport to vacuole involved in ubiquitin-dependent protein catabolic process via the multivesicular body sorting pathway; protein targeting to vacuole. Gene Ontology annotation, cellular component: ESCRT-0 complex. Gene Ontology annotation, molecular function: metal ion binding; ubiquitin binding; phosphatidylinositol-3-phosphate binding. The record is from RefSeq and is a predicted model, not a curated record. The transcript has 3 exons.